This is a messenger RNA of Hymenoscyphus albidus, 1275 nucleotides long. NCBI's taxonomy places the organism in Eukaryota, Fungi, Ascomycota, Leotiomycetes, Helotiales, Helotiaceae. The record is from the annotation of a GenBank genome assembly.
AUGCCACCGCACUCAUCUCAUCUUUUACAGCCAUUAGAUGUUAGUUGCUUUGCAGUUUUAAAGCGACUUUAUGGACGAGGAGUCGAGGAGCUAGUACGAGCCGGCACAUAUCAUAUCGAUAAACCAGACUUCCUUUCAAUAUAUCGUGUAGCCCGUACAAGUACUAUGGUCAAAAACACAAUCUGUAAUGGAUUCGCAACUACUGGCCUUGUCCCGUACAACCCAGAUCAAGUAUUGAGUAAAUUACAUACUCAAUUACAUACGCCUACUCCUCCUUUACUUUCUCCAAACCUACUACCUUGGGUCCCUGAGACACCCCAUAAUACAUAUGAGGCAGAUCAGCAAACCCAGACAAUUAAAGCAUCUAUUAAACGACGUACAAACGUUCUCUCAAGCCCUACUGCUAUUGCAUUAGAUCAAUUGGUUAAAGGGUGUAAGAUGGCUAUGCAAUCAGCUACGGUUUUGGCAGAGGAAAAUCGACGUUUACGAGCUGAAUCUGAACGUCAAAAGAAGAAGAAGACUGUGCGACGUCAAUAUAUUGCUACUGGGGGUGUUCUUACAGGUCAGGAAGGGAGGGAACUUAUUCAAAAUAGUGAUAAUAUGGUUUUGGAUGAAGCUGUGGCCCCGCUAAUUGAACCACGAAUUCGUGCACCACGAACCUGUAGUAUAUGUAGAUCACUAGCGCAUACUGCUCCUAGGUGCCCAGAUCGAGAAUAAGAAAGAUAGUAUAGUUUAUAUAAAUAAAUAUUAAGUGGUUAAAGUUCUAUGGUUUUUAAAAGUUGGAUGGUGGGGUAAAAAAUCCGGACUGCUUAUAAAUCCGGACUCCUUAUGAAGUACGUUAGGCCUCUUCUGGUACGGCUGGACUGCCGAAAACGGUGUACAUUGGUUAGGUAUAUCUCUUCCCCGCCCUAAUUUCCCCAAUUCCCAAUUCCCCUUCCCAUCCAACUACAGUACAUCACUAACCCCCUUCAGAAAGUCCCCAUAAUCGGCACAGCAAUAACAGGCUGCGGCAUCAUCGUGAUCUGGAUCUCCAUCCAAGCCUACCUAGUCGACGCCUUCACGACCUACGCCGUCUCCGCCGUGGCAGCAAACACGAUUAUCCGUUCCUUUUUCGGGGCGUUCUUGCCGCUUGCCGGUCAACCUCUGUAUGAUGCGCUGGGACUGGUGCGGGGAAACUCGUUGUUGGCGUUUAUUGCUGUGGCGAUGAUUCCGACGCCGUGGGUGUAUUUGAGGUAUGGGGUGAGGAUGAGGGAGAGGUGGGCUUUGGAGUUGUGA